Closterium sp. Yama58-4 is the source of this 3558-nucleotide messenger RNA. NCBI's taxonomy places the organism in Eukaryota, Viridiplantae, Streptophyta, Zygnematophyceae, Desmidiales, Closteriaceae. The record is from the annotation of a GenBank genome assembly.
AUGCAGUUCCAGGUGGUGCCCCAACGAGCGCGCCCCCUGGCGUCAGCGGAGGCGCUGGGCGCAAUGACGCGCGCGGAGCUGGUGGCGGAACUGCGCAGCCUGCAGGCGGACCACGAGAAGUACCGGCAGGAAGACCGCAUAGUUUUCCUCUCUCCUGAAACCCAUCCCCCCUCUCAAGUCUAUUCACCCCACCCCACCUCGAGCCCAAAUGUCCUCCAUGAUUCUAUCUCCACCCCUGAUCUCCUCCCAACUCUCUCCCAUCUUUCCCCCAACUCUCCCCCUCUUUCCGCCGUUGUGGCAGUGGCAUUCCAGAAGGAUCUGCUGGCGUCCGUGGGGCAGUCCGUCAUCUGUACAGACCUCGCAGGCACCAUCACGUACUGCCCUUCACCUCGCCACACAGCCCUUCACCUCGCCACACAGCCCUUCACCACUUCCCACCCCUCCUCCCCCGUCAUCGCCCUCUUCAGGAACAAGGCAGCGGUGGAGGGAGGAGGAGGCGGUGGGGCGGAGCGUGAUGGAAAUCACCCCAGCAGACACCACUGUGCAGCAGGCGGGGGAGGUCUUCGCCGCUCUCACCCCCCUUCACCUCUCCCCUUCAUCUCUCUCCUUCGACUCUCUCCCUACCCUUCUCCCCCAACGCUGAACGCUCCUCUCCUCAUUCACCACUCCCUACUGCUUCCCCCUCCCCCCUUCCCAGGAACAAGGCGGCAGAAGCGAUGCAGACACCACGGUGCAGCAGGCAGGGGAGAUCUUCGCCGCGCUCACCCCCCUUCCCCUCUCCCUUUUACCUCUACCCCUCACACCCCCUUCCCCUCUCCCCGUCACCUCUCUCCUUCGCCUCUCCCUUUCGCCUCCCCCCCUACCCAACUUUCCCCCUUCCCCAGGAACAAGGCAGCAGAAGCGAUGUACGGGUGGAGGGAGGAGGAGGCGGUGGGGCGGAGCGUGAUAGAGAUCACCCCGGCAGACACCACGGUGCAGCAGGCGGGGGAGAUCUUCGCCGCGCUCUCCCGCGGGGACGUGUGGCGCGGCGAGUUCCUCGUGCGGCGUCGAGACGGCUCGCCCUUCCACGCCAUGGUCACCGACACCCCGAUCCUCGACCCGGAAGGCAAGCUCGUGGGCGUGAUCGGGGUCUCAGCAGACAUCAGCGACUUAAAGCGCAAGGAAGGGGAAAUCCGAGCUCUCAACGCGGCAUUAGAGCAGAGAGUGGAGGAGCGGACGGAGCAGCUGAUGCGGUCCAACGAGGCGCUCAAGUCGGAGAUUGAGCAGCACCUUAGAGCCCAGGAGCACCUGCGGCGCUGCAUCCGCGACCUGGAGGCGUCGCGCGAUAAGAUCUCGCAGCAGUCUGCGGCACUGGAGCAGCUGGUGGGGCAGCUGAGAGAGGCACGGGUGGAGGCGGAGUCGGCUAAUAGACUCAAGAGCCGGUUCCUGGCGUCCAUGAGCCAUGAGAUUCGCACGCCUAUGAAUGGGGUUCUUGGCAUGACGCGCCUGCUGUUAUCAACGCCAUUACAGGAGGAGCAGAGGCAGUUCGUGGACACGAUUCGCAGCAGCGGGGAUGCGCUGCUGACCAUACUCAACGACAUUCUCGACCUCUCCAAGAUCGAGGCGGGGGAGCUCGAGCUAGAGCACCGCGACUUUGACCUCUGUCGCUGCCUCGAGGACGCCGUCUCGCUACUCGCUGUACGCUUGCCUGCCCCUUCCAAAUUCUUUCACGCCUCUCUUCUCUUCCAUGCCUCUUUUCUCGAGCACCGCGACUUUGACCUCUGCCGCUGCCUCGAGGGCGCCGUCUCGCUGCUUGCUAUCCGUGCCAUGGAGAAAGGUGUGGCGGUGGUGAGCUUUGUGGAGCCCAAUGUGCCCCGGGUGGUCAGAAGCGACUCCGCGAGAUUGAGACAGAUUCUGGUGAACCUGAUAUCGAACGCCAUCAAGUUCACAGACAAGGGUGAGGUAGAGGUCACCAUCUCGGCCUCUCGACUGCCCGGCACCUCCCACCACCACAUUCCAGAGCUCCUGAAAGAGGCGGCAACCCAACCGCCCCAGGGAGACAGGGGUGAAGAGUGCGAGGAUUCACAAGAGGAGGCAAAGGAAGAAGGGCUAACCAGCAAGAGCAGGCUGAGAGAAAUGAGUCCUGGGGAUGGGGGGUCUGCGCACAGUGGGUUUGAGGUGUGGGGCAAGGCGGUGGGCAGGAGGAGGAGGUGGCGGGGGGAGGAGACUCAAGGCAUGGAGAGGCAUGCCGUGCACUGCAUUGCAGUGAGUGUGCGGGAUACCGGUAUCGGCAUCCCCAAGGAGCGAAUGGAGCGCCUGUUCAAGCCCUUCAGCCAGGUGGAUGCGAGCAUGACACGCAAGUACGGAGGCACAGGGCUGGGCCUGGCCAUCUCACACCAGCUGGUGGGCAUGCUGGGGGGGCGCAUAUGGGCGGAGAGCAACGGGCAGGGGCGCGGGUCCACCUUCAGGUUCUACAUCACAGCUCCCGCUCUGCCCUUCGACCUCCACACGCCCAUUGAGGCGCAGCAGAAGGCGCCUUCCCCUGCUGGUGCUGUUUCGCCUGGCAUUCAAGGAGUGGGUGAGGCGAGCAGCGGGGAGGAGGCGGAGAAGGUGAUGGAAGAGGGUGUGGGGGUGCUGGAAGAGGGUGUGGGGGUGCUGGGAGAGGGUGUGGGGGUGCUGGGAGAGGGAUGUGGGGAGGAGGGGAGACGUGGUGGCAGUCAUGGGGAUGGGGAUGAGGGCCGCAUGGAAAGGAAGGAGUGUGUGGUGUCAUGGGAUGAGUGUCGUCCAUGCACGAGCCGUUCCAGCUCUGCCACGACCAUGCAGGCGCAACACGACAUGCAAUGUCCGGCAGCAGGCACGUCAGCAGGCACGUCAGCAGGCAUGGCAGCAGGCACGGCAGCAGGCAUGGCAGCAGGCACGGCAGCAGGCACGUCAGCAGGCACGUCAGCAGGCACGUCAGCAGGCACAGCAGCAGGCACGGCAGCAGCAGCGACUACUUGGAGUGCAUUUGACGUGUUUGUUGUGGAUGCUGGGCUGCAGUGGUCUCCCGCUGCACCCGCACUGUCAGGCACUGCAGCUGCCCUGGGACCAAGAGGACAUGUGGGAGGACAUGUGGGAGGACAUGUGGGAGGACAUGUGGGACGGGCAGCUGCGAGGACAGGCGUGGAUGCAGCAGGGUUCCAGUCAGGGCUGGCACAGCAACACCCCCUCAAGAUACUCCUUGCUGAAGACAACCUGGUGAACCAGAAGGUGGCCACCAAGAUGCUGGGGCGCAUGGGAUACACGUGCCACGUGGCGGUCAACGGGGCAGAGGUGCUGCAGGCGCUGCAGGAGUCGUCCUUUGACCUCAUCUUCAUGGACGUUCAGAUGCCUGUGAUGGAUGGUAUAGAGGCGACACAGCGAAUUACCCAGAUGUGGCCGCCGAGUCAGAGGCCCAAGAUAUUUGCCAUGACAGCCAAUGUGCUCGAGACAGACCGCGCCAUGUGCCUGCAGGCCGGCAUGGAUGGCUUCAUCUCCAAGCCUGUGAGCGUGCACGAGCUGGUGCGCGCUGUUGAGUUCUCAAGCCCUUCUAAGAGGUGA